Xenopus tropicalis (tropical clawed frog) is the source of this 3772-nucleotide messenger RNA. It is a transcript of the gene nkx3-3, whose product is annotated as NK3 homeobox 3. The record is from RefSeq and is a predicted model, not a curated record. The transcript is spliced from 2 exons. Gene Ontology annotation, biological process: regulation of DNA-templated transcription. The coding region runs from base 153 to 878 and encodes 241 amino acids. Lineage: Eukaryota; Metazoa; Chordata; Amphibia; Anura; Pipidae. Gene Ontology annotation, molecular function: DNA-binding transcription factor activity, RNA polymerase II-specific; DNA binding. Gene Ontology annotation, cellular component: nucleus.
GCCGGGCAGGGAGAGGGGUGCCUGGGUGCCGGUGGGUGUCAGUGCUAGCCCCGCCCACUUGGUGAGGCAGGAGAAAGAUAACGUGGUGCCUGCCCUGUUCCUCUCACAGUAGCGCCCAGCUUCUCUCCGGGCUUGGGAUACUAUGCGCUAACAUGUCUCUCACUGGGGUCUCACCGCUCACCUCCUUCUCCAUACAGGACAUCCUUGCGCGGACUUGUAGGGACAGCAAUGGGGGCAAUGAGGGCAAUGGGGGCAAUGGGGACAAUACUGGCAAAGCCAAGAGAACGGACGAGAAAAGCUCCACUCCGCCGCACUCUCCCAGCGCUGAGGGGCACAAUGACUGGCCGCAGGCGGAUAACCCGCCACUGACACCGGAGAAAGAGAAAACGGACACGGACUCAGGGACAGAGGACUCCACUUGGGAGCCAGAAGCAGCCAGCACCGGUGCUUAUACAGAUCCUUCCUCCGGGGACUUGCUAGGAGACAGCCCCAAGUCCAGUAAGAAAAGAUCCCGGGCUGCUUUUUCUCACGCUCAGGUUUAUGAACUAGAGAGAAGGUUCAGCCUGCAGCGGUACCUCUCUGGACCUGAAAGGGCAGACCUGGCAGCAGCCCUCAAACUUACAGAGACCCAGGUAAAGAUUUGGUUUCAGAACCGGAGGUACAAGACCAAGAGGAAGCUGAUUGCCACCCAGACAGCGCCAAAGUCCUCUCUUGCACCUGCCAGAAAAGUGGCAGUCAGAGUGUUGGUAAAGGAUGACCAGAGACAAUAUUGCCCUGAGGAUAUACUGAACCCAUCCCUACUUUCUCUAUACCAUGCAUAUCAGUAUUACCCAUACAUGUACUGUCUGCCAGCCUGGGUACCCCACCUCUCCAUGUGAGGGCUCCUAUAAACACAAGCUCUGGGACUGUGGGAUUCAAGCCACUGUGUGACUCUAGCUGGCUCUCUUUGUACUGAGCCUAGCAUGAAAGGCACUUAUUGGGAUUAUAUGUGAAAAAUACACCUAACUACCUACUGUUCAUUUAAUAAAUCUCAUUCAUCCUGGUUAAGCUGUUUCAGUGCCACACUGCAAAGCAGCAGAUCUACAGCGCAAAAGGAUCAUUCCACUUAUUAUUAGCAUCCUAUGCCCUGUGUAAGUUUUUUCACACUUAUAUAUAUAUAUCUAUGUGCGUGUAUGUAUUAAAAAAAAAAACCCAUAUAUAUAUAUACACACACUUACAUAGAUAAAUGCGAUUAUAUGUUUAUCUGAGUCUUUGUAAAUAUAGCAGAGUGUGUUAACCUGCAUACAUACAUGUGUAAAUUCAUAUUUCUAAAGAGAUAUUUUUGCCUGCCCUGUAUAUUCCUUAUAAUUUAUUCAGUUUGGGCAAAAUCAAUCAACAGAGAAGAUUAAUACGUUGCCACAUGGAAACUGUAUGUAAAUACCUGUGGAUUUUUUUCUAAAUUAGAAAAUAAAUUAUAAUUUGUGUUUUUUUAAUGCAUAUAGAAUAUUUCACUGUCUAAAGGUUUUUUGUUUAACUGAGCCAAGAGGUGGAACUGUACUGUCUUCAUGUUUUUGUGGAAAUAUAAAAUCCCAAUUUAUUCAGCACCAUAAAAAAUAAGGUAUGGGGCUUUUUUUUAAGAUUAGGAUUUAACAUUGUGAACUGUUAGAGCAUUCAUUUUAUUACAUAUAAUAGUGUAGGUAUAUAUAUAUAUAUAUAUAUAUAUAUAUAUAAAUAUAUAUAUACCUUAUUGGAUAGCAAUAGAAAGACAGUUCUUUGCAAUGUGACGUAAAUAAUAACCCAUAUAAUUUUUUCUAUAGAGGGAUAAUUAAUAACAAUUCCUUACUGUUAUAUACACACAAUAAACAGAAAUUUGAACUUCUGUAAAAGUUUGCCUUGCUUUUACUUAUACUUUUUAUUAUACUUUUAAUUAUGUUUUAAUGCUGUAAGAAAUAUACAACCUACCCUUUAGCAAAAAUUUAAAAAGCAAAGAAUUCAGUCAGUAGGUUGUCGUUGCUUUUUAAAAAAAAAAAAAAAAAAGAUAUAUAGAAGUGUACUAAUUGUUUUGAUGCAGCACAAACUACAUGAUAUAUCCAAUUCAUUAUUUCAUAAUGUCUAAAUUCUAACAAUUCACUAAAAUAUUGUCUAUUAUAUUCCUUAAAAUAUAAAUAGCUGCAUGUAAGGGAAAUUUUACAAACCAGAGUAAAUUUGGGAACUAAAUGCCUGAUUUCUCACCAAACCCUUAACAUUUUCUUUAGCAAUUACUUAAAAAUAAAUGAACUUAAACAAAUUUUUGCUUUAUACACAGUGGAUAAUCUUUUUACAGUCGUUCUGCCAUAUGUUCAAGGUGUUACAAUAAAUCAUUUAUGGAUUGAAUUCAUCCAAACUAGAAUUCAUUUGAACAGGUCCUUUGCCAACCUUUUUUGAAGCAUAUUGAAAUUGUGAGUCCAAAGAGCUUUUUAUAUUAUUUUAUAAAACGGUUUCAGUUAGUAAAAUGAACCAUGCUCAUCGGGGGAUAUGGAAAAGCUGGUAGUUAAACACUAAACUUAAUAGUAUAAUAAAAUACACUUUUAGGGGCUUAUCCAGAAUACUUGGGACCUAGGGUUUACGGAUAAGGGAUCUUACUGUAAUCCCAAUAGGAUUGUUUUGCCUUCAAUAAGGAUCUCUUAUAUCUUAGUUGGGAUCAAGUACAAGGUACUGUUUUAUUAUUACAGAGAAAAGGGAAAUCAUUUUUAAAAAUGUGAAUUAUUUGAUUAAAAUAGAGUCUAUGGGAGACGGUCUUCCUGUAAUUCGGCAUAACAGAUCCCAUACCUGUACACACUUUUACACAAAAAUUACAAAUAUCGUAAUGAUACCCCCCCCCACCAGUAAAUAAACUUUUGCAGUUUUAUGGAGAAUUUAAUUAGGAACUAUUUAGCUGAUUCAUAAAAGAAAUUAUAUCUUUAUCAUAUAUUUAUUAUAUAAUGUGUUUAAAUCUAUAAUUCAUAUAUGUUCCUUACAAACGCAACCUGUCUAGGUCACAAAUUACAUCCCAUCUUCAAGCUAUUUAUUUUUAUUUAGUACAAAAUAAGGUUCAUUGCUGUACGGAAUAAGUAUUGGCACAUUAAGUAUUUGUUUGCAAUUUGAAGUAAAUUGUAGCCCAAUUUGUUAUACUCUACAGGGAUUACGACACAUCAUUAUAACACAAUCGUUAUUAUUCUGGAGACAGGAUAAAGCUGAUUUUUCUGAAAAUAUAUGUAUAGCUAAAUAUAAAAUUAUACUGUGAGGACAAUAAGAUAAAACAUCAAAAAUUUUAAAACAAAGCUUUAAAAUUGCUUUGAAAUGAUUUCAUUAAGGCAUUUUAUUUAACACAAAUGUAUACUUUAUUUGUAACUGUUUGAAUGUAAAUAUAUAAGCAACAUUCCAUUAAAACUGCAAUUAGAAUAAAUGCAUGUUUUUAAAUGGCAUAUUUUCAUUCAUAUUUUGUUAAAAUAUUCUGUAUAUUAUUAUUACUUUUGAAAAGCUGCACAGAGCUUUUAAGAUUGAUUUCUGGGUGUCACUAGCUGUAACUAUGGAAUGUUUUAAAAGCAAUCUUCUACAUACCAAGGGUUUAUAUUUGACAUAUCAGAGUAAAUAAUGGAACUGAAUCAUCUAAUUCUCCUGAGCAAUUACAUUUCAUGAGCCAUUUACCUAAGAAAAUAAUUCCACACUUUGGCUAAAAAUGCCCAAGUCUCCCUUUUCUAAUAUUUAUCUAUAUUUUAUAUAGAAUGAAUCAAACAAUCUAUAUCUUUAUGCAAUAAAUUUGUUUCUAUCUUUC